AUGGACCUGGCAAUUGCCAUCAACACUGGCUACCAUCCCCCAGACACUGGCUACCAUCCCCCAGACACUGGCUACCAUCCCCCAGACACUGGCUACCAUCCCCCAGACACUGGCUACCAUCCCCCAGACACUGGCUACCAUCCCCCAGACACUGGCUACCAUCCCCCAGACACUGGCUACCAUCCCCCAGACACUGGCUACCAUCCCCCAGACACUGGCUACCAUCCCCCAGACACUGGCUACCAUCCCCCAGACACUGGCUACCAUCCCCCAGACACUGGCUACCAUCCCCCAGACACUGGCUACCAUCCCCCAGACACUGGCUACCAUCCCCCAGACACUGGCUACCAUCCCCCAGACACUGGCUACCAUCCCCCAGACACUGGCUACCAUCCCCCAGACACUGGCUACCAUCCCCCAGACACUGGCUACCAUCCCCCAGACACUGGCUACCAUCCCCCAGACACUGGCUACCAUCCCCCAGACACUGGCUACCAUCCCUCAGACACUGGCUACCAUCCCCCAGAUACUGGCUACCAUCUCCCAGACACUGGCUACCAUCUCCCAGUCACUGGCUACCAGCUCCCAGUCACUGGCUACCAGCUCCCAGUCACUGGCUACCAGCUCCCAGUCACUGGCUACCAGCUCCCAGUCACUGGCUACCAGCUCCCAGUCACUGGCUACCAGCUCCCAGUCACUGGCUACCAGCUCCCAGUCACUGGCUACCAGCUCCCAGUCACUGGCUACCAGCUCCCAGUCACUGGCUACCAGCUCCCAGUCACUGGCUACCAUCCCCCAGUCACUGGCUACCAGCUCCCACAGCUCCAUGCGGAAGGACCAGAGGUGAAGACUGCUUUCUGGGACCCACACCCAAGUCCGCUGAUCACCCUGGAGACCCAGGACGGCUACUUCUCUCACCGGCCCAAAGAGAAAGUGCGGACAGACAGCAACAACGAGAACUCGGUCCCCAAAGAUUUUGAGAAUGUGGACAACAGCAACUUCGCCCCGAGGACUCAGAAGCAGAAGCACCAGCCUGAGCUGGCGAAGAAGCCCCUGAGCAGGCAGAAAGAGCUUUUGAAAAGGAAGCUGGAGCAGGAGAAGGGGAAGGGGCACUCCAUCCCGGGCAAAGGCGCCAACGAGGUGCUGCCGCCGGGCGAGAGAGCCGCAGGGAACAGCAGCCGUGGGAAGGAGGCCCCCCGACAGCCCCACGCCAGGAAAAGUGGGGGCAGCUCCCCGGAGAUCAAGUAUGACCAGCCCCCCAAGUGCGACAUCUCGGGCAAGGAGGCCAUCUCCGCCCUGUCCCGCUCCAAGUCCAAGCACUGCCGCCAGGAGAUCGGGGAGACCUACUGCCGCCACAAGCUGGGGCUGCUGAUGCCGGAGAAGGUGACUCGCUUCUGCCCGCUGGAAGGCAAAGCCAACAAGAAUGUCCAGUGGGACGAGGACUCCGUGGAGUAUAUGCUGGCCAACCCGGUCCGGAUCGCUUUCGUCCUGGUGGUGCAUGGCCGUGCCUCCCGGCAGCUGCAGCGCAUGUUCAAGGCCAUCUACCACAAAGACCACUUCUACUACAUCCACGUGGACAAGCGCUCCAACUACCUGCACCGCCAAGUGCUCCAGUUCGCCCGGCAGUACAGCAAUGUCCGCGUCACCCCUUGGCGGAUGGCCACCAUCUGGGGCGGCGCCAGCCUCCUGGCCACGUACUUGCAGAGCAUGCGGGACCUGCUGGAGAUGACCGACUGGCCCUGGGACUUCUUCAUCAACCUCAGCGCUGCCGACUACCCCAUCAGGACAAAUGACCAACUGGUGGCAUUUCUCUCCCGAUACCGAGAUAUGAAUUUCUUGAAGUCACACGGCCGGGACAAUGCAAGGUUCAUCCGGAAACAGGGCCUGGACCGGCUCUUCCUGGAGUGUGACGCCCACAUGUGGCGCCUGGGGGACCGGCGGAUCCCAGAGGGCAUUGCCGUGGAUGGCGGCUCCGAUUGGUUCCUGCUGAACCGCAAGUUUGUGGAGUAUGUGACGUUCUCCACGGACGAUCUGGUGACUAAAAUGAAGCAAUUCUACUCCUACACCCUGCUUCCUGCCGAGUCCUUCUUCCACACGGUCCUGGAGAACAGCCCCCACUGCGACACCAUGGUGGACAACAACCUGCGCAUCACCAACUGGAACCGCAAGCUGGGCUGCAAGUGCCAGUACAAGCACAUCGUGGACUGGUGCGGCUGCUCCCCCAACGACUUCAAGCCGCAGGACUUCCACCGCUUCCAGCAGACAGCCCGGCCCACCUUCUUUGCCCGGAAGUUCGAAGCCGUGGUGAAUCAGGAGAUCAUCGGGCAGCUGGACUAUUACCUGUACGGGAACUACCCCGCAGGCACCCCUGGGCUCCGCUCCUACUGGGAGAACAUCUAUGAUGAGCCUGAUGGCAUUCACAGCCUCAGCGACGUGACGCUCACCUUGUACCACUCCUUCGCCCGCCUGGGCCUCCGUAGGGCUGAGACGUCGCUGCACACUGAUGGGGAGAACAGCUGCAGGUACUAUCCCAUGGGCCACCCAGCGUCUGUCCACCUCUACUUCCUUGCUGACCGCUUCCAGGGCUUUGUGAUCAAGCAUCACGCUACCAAUCUGGCCGUGAGCAAACUCGAGACGCUGGAGACGUGGGUGAUGCCGAAGAAAGUCUUCAAGAUCGCAAGCCCACCCAGCGACUUUGGGAGGCUCCAGUUUUCUGAGGUCGGCACUGACUGGGAUGCCAAGGAGCGGCUCUUCCGCAACUUUGGGGGUCUCCUGGGGCCCAUGGACGAGCCGGUAGGCAUGCAGAAGUGGGGGAAGGGCCCCAACGUGACCGUGACCGUCAUCUGGGUGGAUCCCGUCAACGUCAUCGCAGCCACCUACGACAUCCUGAUUGAGUCCACGGCCGAAUUUACCCACUACAAGCCCCCUUUGAACUUGCCCCUGCGGCCUGGGGUCUGGACAGUGAAAAUUCUCCACCACUGGGUGCCAGUCGCAGAGACCAAAUUCCUCGUCGCACCUCUGACCUUCUCCAACAGGCAGCCCAUCAAACCGGAGGAGGCGCUAAAGCUGCACAAUGGACCCCCCCGUGGCGCCUACAUGGAGCAGAGCUUCCAGAGCCUGAACCCCGUCCUCAGCCUGCCCGUCAGCCCGGCCCAGGUGGAGCAGGCUCGGAGGAACGCGGCCUCCACCGGAGCUGCGCUGGAGCGCUGGCUGGACUCGCUGGUGGGCAGCAUGUGGACCGCCAUGGACAUCUGCGCCACAGGCCCCACUGCCUGCCCAGUCAUGCAGACCUGCAGCCAGACGGCCUGGAGUUCCUUCAGCCCGGACCCCAAGUCGGAGCUGGGGGCAGUCAAACCCGACGGCCGGCUCAGGUAGCACUGGGCGUGGGUGGGCCGCAGCGGAUGUCAAAGGGAACACAGCCAGAGGGCCUCCCACCCUGGGGGUGCCUUUUGUGGGAGGGGCUCUCCUGGCCAUAGAAUGAUGGAGAAGGAAGGUUCUGAGGCCAAAGCAGGGUCUGCCGAUGACCUGCAUUUGGCAAGCUGGCUCCUGGGGGUGUGGUCUUACCUCUUCCGGCUGGUCCUCGAGUCCUACAGGGUCCUUGUCUUCCCCUCCAGUGACCAAGCCCCCAGACGAGUGAUUCUCAGACUUUUCCUUUGAGCAGCAGAACUUUGUUUACGAAGCGCAGUGGUGGGUGGAGUUCCAGGUGCAGGUGAAAUCCAGGCUGCUCUGGGCGAAGCUAGGGCGAGGGGGGUUCUUCCUCAACGCUCGGCCCACCGGGCGGUCCCUUCGCCAAGGGCAUCUCCUAAGGUACCUCUUCAGAACCCAAGGGCUCUGCAAAACCCAGUUUGAAAAGCACUGCCCAGACGGUGGGUUUGAUCGCCAGCCCCACCCUUCGGCUCCUCUUCCCGCUCCUCUGGCCCAGGAAACCCUGUGCCAGCGCUGAAAUGACAGGUCACUGAAACCAUGCUCACGGGCCCUCCCCAGGGAGGCCGCAGGCCCAGGACGGCUCCAGGCCUCCCACCAGCCCUUCUUAGUCACUACACGAGCAGGGAAGCCUGUGGUGUGACAUGGCCACGGUCCAGCAAGGUGUGACUGCCAACUGUCCUGGGUUCCAUGCCCCCUCCCUUGAGGAAAAAUGGGCUGAUGAACAUCACGUCUCCAGCCAUUCAUGGGCCAGGAGACCAUGACCUUGUUGAUCCUUGACGGUGGGAACACUAGGGCCCAUGGCCAUGAAACUCCUACAGAUGGUUUGGAGCAAAACUCCUGAGCUAGACAGCACAGCAAUAUCCGUCCCCGGCCUGAACCUUUCCAUUCUGAGGUCAGCCCCUCCUCCCACCCCCCCGCCCCCCAAACCUUUGGGAAUCGCACAGUCGGUGCUGUUGGGAGUGACCAAACCAGACUUUUCACGUCCAGGAAAAAGCAUUUCCGAUUCGGUUUUUAAAUCCAUGCCCUUCUUUAUCCCAGGCGACAUGCCGUGUAAACAUGGGACGCUUGAGUGUCUGCUUGUUUAAAACCUAAACAAUAAUAUUAUUCCAACGGCCUGAGCUCCCAGACGCCUGGAGGGUCCCCUGCUCCUCUGAGAGCCCCUCGCAGGAGGCUCGCUUCCUCCUCUGACCCCACCUCCCCCAGAGGACAGGGUUCCCUUGGACAAGUCCCACCCCUGGUUGCAAACCGCCCUUCCUGGGGAGCCAGUUCCUGGUGUGACCCCCAGUGUGACUAUGAAGGUACUGCAGUUCGCUCCGAUGACCUUUCAGCUGUUGCCCCCGUAACCACCCAUCACCCACCCAGCAAGGCAGGAUGUCCUAUGGGCAAUGGAGGGUAUAGAGAAAGGACACUUUAGAUAUUUAUUAUUUAUAUGUUUUAGUCAAUGACUAAUGAGUAGGUGCUGUUUUUGCAGCUUGUCAAUUAUGUUAUCUUACUAACUGAAGCUGCCUUUAUUCACAAAAGGCGCCCCAGCCCUCCCCCUCCCUGUACUUCCCUCCGCAUCUCCUAGUGUCUCUCUCUGUUUCUAUGCGUGUGCGUGUAAGCGUGCGUGUCUGCCCUACAUUCUCCGUGUCCUCAGCAGGGGUGUUGGACAGCAUGAGGUGAGCGCUUCGUUCAGCAUCAUGCACUGGCUGAAAGGGGUGACCUUGGGGACGUUGGAGCCUCACUUUUCCUUAUGCAGGUUGUUAGCUUCAUGUAGCCCCUCCCGUUUCUGGGGGAGUUGGAAUUCCUGAGCCAUCCCCACUCCCGCCCCAGGCACAGGACAGGCCUAGCACCUGUGGCGGGAGAGUGUGCUGACCACAGAGCUUGACCGUCCUGCUCCCUACUGACUCACCUCCCUCGGCCAGUCUGACCACGCGCUUCCAUGUAACAUGACAGACGCACAGGGAAACGGCUGCUCCGAGCCUGGGAGGAAAAGACAUCCAUGUCAGGCAGAGGGUAGGUGGUUGGAUGGCGCCAGGAGUGGCCACUGUCAACAGUGGUCCUCGGGACCUCAGAGUGGCUUUCUCAGAAAGCCCGGUAAUCUCUAAAUGCACUUACAAGCUGUGGGAGGCCUGUGCCACAUCCUCUCUCUGCCCCCAGCUUCUGCCUCUGGCCAGUGUCCCUACACCUGUCCGAGCUGCCCAGGGAGCCUCCCUCCUCCCUCCUCACCAGGCCACGAGGACGUGGGUGUUUCCCAGUGUCCUUUGCAGUGGUUGCGACGGUGCAGCCCCGGCAGGUCCCUGUACGGAGUGUGUGCCUGCAGGCUCCUGCACCUGCUGACGUGGCUGCCUCUUGUUCCCGCCCUGAAACAGGUGGGCCAGAGCUGGCUUAUUCUGGGGACUCCCACACCCCAUCCCUGUCCUCGGCUUCAGUCACCUCUCCCUGCAGUGAAUUCUGGGACACAGAAGUCAUCUGGCUGUUUCUUAAUGUCUUUUGUUUCUGGACAGAGAAUAAUUUUGCAGAUGUUACAUUUGGGGAAAAAAGGGAGAGAGAGAGAGAGAGAGAGAGAGAGAGAGAGAGAGAGGGAGAGAGAGAGAGGGGGAGAGAAAAUGAAUGAGAAUUCCAAACAAAACCCAGGAUGAUUUGAGAAAAAGUGGUCUUUUCCAGGGAAAAUGGCUUAACUCAUUCUUUAAUCUGCCUGAGCAUGGUUUAUUGGCCAGGCAGCCUUCAGCCAUGGUACCCGAGGGCAUUUGUUAAAAGCAUGAGGCCGAGGUCUCCGGAAGCCCUCUUCAGGCUGUGGCACAGUGGCUGGGGGUCGCCACCGCUGGGUCCCGGGACUGCAGGAAAGCUGGGACAGGGUCUGCUUUGGGCAGAAGGAAGCAAUCGGUAGGCUGUGGCCCUCGGCACAGUUUCCCAGCCAGCCCCGUGGCGUGCAGGCCUCCUCUCCCCCUCCUUACCAGGCCGCGAGGACUCGGUGUUUCCCACCGUGUCAUUUGAACCGCUGAGGUCCCUAGAACCACUCUCCCUCCUAGUGGCCUGGUGAGGAGGGAGCUAGAGUAUAGGAGACAGAAAGCCCUCCCAAGUCCCACCGCCCAGGCCUUGCACAAAGCACUAUGUCUCAGGGCUGGGCCAGGGCUAGGAGAGCAGCGAGCAAUUCCCAGGGCCCCCCAUGUUUAACAAGUGCACCCGUUCCUUCCUAUGGAGCAAGGCCUUUCUGCUCAGAUCCGGGGUCAUUCUGACUUCAUUUCCCGUUGUUGGCUGAACUUCUGAAAAUGCAAGUGGCCUUGAGAGAGGCUGAGCACGGAAGGCCACACAAGCCCAUGAAAGGUGCAGACCGCAGCUACUCUGGGCCCAGGCCCGUGUCGUGUGGUCUGUGCUUCCCCCGGUUCUCUAGUUUCCAGGUUCAAGAAGGUCACAGGCUAGAACCUGGGUCUCUUUGCCGAGAAGGUGCAGAAUAGAGGAGAGCAGUGGCUGCUGAGUGUGGGGUGGGACAAAGACCCCUUUCCCAAGCCACGUUCCCUGGGAACUCGGGACACAAGCUCCCCAGCAGCAUCCAAGGCGGAGACACUGGAAAAGCUGUUGGCAGAGGCCUGCCAGGCACCCUAUGGCCGAGGCCACAGCUAUCCGGGGGGUCCGGGACCCUAGCAGUUGGUGUGACAGUGUAGGGAGUGGCGGGGUCUGCUGGCGGCACAUGGCCCCUCCAAAAAGAGCAGCAGCUCCCCAGCUCCAGCCUGUCGGCGCCUGUGAGAAUGCAGGGGCCGCUCAGCAGAACCUUCCACUUUGGUAAAGGAAGCCAGAAACCCAGACUUCAAUAGGAAAUCUGAUUUUGAAAUGUUGGCCAUUUUUUUUAACAGAGGAUGGGCACAGAGAAAUUCCACAGCUCGGGCUGUGCACCUGGCUUUGCAGAAGUGGGUGAAAAGGAGGUCAGGCGUGGCCCCAGGGAGGUGGAGAAAGCCAGCAUUAAGAAAAGGGCAAACAUAGUGGCUCCUGUUGAAUGCUGAAGGGAACAGGAAUCUCUCCCUAAUCAUUCCCAUCCCAAAGACGGUCCCACCCAGGAGGUGUCCCGGGAGAACUGGCUCGUCCUGCUCUCCUGAUCCCCACAGUUUGUGCUGAAGGGAAGGAGGGACACCAUCUGGAGACCCCAACGGUUGCCCCUAGACCCGAGGAGGUCCACACCUUUUGGAAUUCCACCAUGCCCAGGCGGAGGGGUCAGGGACGGGGGCCAGGAAGAGAGGGUGGCGUGGGAAACAGCCCGGCUCUCUCCAAAUCCCAAGUUUUAGCAGCCAGCUUGCCACAUGUCUGGAAGCUUCCCAGGAAGCCCUGCUGGAGCUGAGCUCACUCCCAGGAAGUCCUCCCAGCCUCUGCCUCAGUUACCUUACUUUGCCCAUGGGUCUACCACAGGCGCUACCUCACUGUGUCUGCUGAGAAGUUUACCUGGGGGGGAAUGAAGGUGGCCAGAUCUGCUUGGGCUGAAUGUACAAUCUAUGCAAAUUCUCUGUUUCUCUCUCUUUCUCUCUGAAGUUUUAUUAUUCUUCACCCUGCAAACAAAAUACUGUAUAGACCCCUCUUAAGACUGAGGAGGGCUUUCUUGCGCCACCUGUGUCCGCCCCUCACGUUGUCUUUGGUUCUGUCCUUGCCCCGCCCCAUGCAGGGAGCACGUGGCCCUCCCUCCCCCCGCCCCCCCCUCCACUCAGCUGGAGUUCUCCAGCCGCCUCUGCCCACCACCACCUCCAUUCCUAAUUCAUCUUCUCCAUUCCACGCUUUCUCCUGACUUGCGUAUCUUCUCCCCAUCCCCACCCCCCAAAAGCCUUAGGUUCUCCUUUUUGAAAUGUGGCCUUAAAAUUAUUUUUGGAAAGCUGACCACCCUCUCCCUCCCAUUGCCACCCUCAUCCCAGAAGAAAGAGCCCCUUGAAGCUUUCUUUCUUGGAAACCUCCUAAGCAAGGGGCGGCCAAUCUGUAGUUUGCAGAUGCUUAGAAGUUGCUAAUAACUGUCGUCUUUAGGAAAACUAUUCGUAAGCGUUUCCCAUGGGUGAAAUGAAGGCUUGGGUGCUCACCUCCACCUCAGCCAGCUCCUGCAGCUCUCUCCCGCCCAGCGCCCUGUGGUGAGCGGGCUGGCUCCAUUACCCGCCGAGUGCUAAAUCCAGCUUUCCAACCCUCCCCUUCCCAAAGACGCCAUGACUUACCUACUUCAGUCAAGGGUGAAUCAGGAGAGUUUCCCAAUUUAUCUCUUCGUCCUUCCUGCCUGGAAAGAGAUAGCAUUAAAUAUUCCCAGCUGCUGGGUCGUGUUCUCCAAGGGGCAACACUCUCCCUACAUCCAGAGCCCCUCCUCUUCCCUUCCAUCGCUCCAGGGCUGAUGGAGGCCAAAGACAACCCAGGGUUUUCAUAGGAAAUUCACUGGAAUUGCGCGCAAUCGUCUUUGUAGUCCUUCCUUUUUUUUUUUUUAUUCUUAAUAUUAUGUUGUCAGUAGCGUUGGGUAUUUUUUUAGAGGCCUCACAAUAAGUUAUUACCGUUCCCCUUCAUUUUUUUCCCCGAAGACAUGUGGUGAUAUAGUUUUUAAAAAUAACUAUUUUGUUAUAGAUCAUAAUAUGCAUAAAACUGUACAGAAAUAUUUUGUAAUGUAUUGAUUUUUUUAAAAAGAGAGAAUCUGUAAAUAGAGUUUUAAAAAAAGAGAGAAUUCAAACGGCACACACUGAAAGAUGUAGAUAUUUUGCUAUUUAUUUAAAGGAGUAUUUUAAGAGAUAUUGAACUAUCUGAAAUUGACCAGAAAUCAAAGUUCCAAUCACCCGAAUGCUUGUUCCUCGCGGUAGAAUGUGAUUCUCGGAAACAAUUGCACUACCCGCCCAUUUUUGCACCUUUUCUGUCUCUUCAUUUAGCAGAAAAACGACAACAAAAUUGUGCCUUAGCUGUAUUUUUUUGUCUAGGGGAGUUUGUUUCUGUCUGACAAAGCAAAUUUUUUUGCAGAAAACAGUGGAUGUAAUACUGUACCAUACCAAAAACGCUGCAGGUGUACAUAGAUGCUUUCUGUCAUACCGUGUUUUCAGAUGCAGAAUUUUAAAAUUAAAAAAAAAAUACUGUCUUUAUGGAA
Messenger RNA from Myotis brandtii (Brandt's bat), 9490 nucleotides. It is a transcript of the gene XYLT1, whose product is annotated as xylosyltransferase I. NCBI's taxonomy places the organism in Eukaryota, Metazoa, Chordata, Mammalia, Chiroptera, Vespertilionidae. Gene Ontology annotation, biological process: chondroitin sulfate proteoglycan biosynthetic process; heparan sulfate proteoglycan biosynthetic process. Gene Ontology annotation, molecular function: protein xylosyltransferase activity. Bases 1 to 3375 code for a protein of 1124 amino acids. Gene Ontology annotation, cellular component: membrane. The transcript is spliced from 16 exons. The record is from RefSeq and is a predicted model, not a curated record.